CGAGACGACAUUAUUCAAUCACCAUACAACGAGCGCAGCAACCCCCCUCAUUACCCUGAGAAAUUGAUAGCAAGGCUUCACGCCAGUCACCCCCUCAUACUGCCAGCCAUGGCUGGUCCAAAUUUGGAAGUUUUCAAGUUCGGCAUGUACAUCAUGUUCCCAAUCGGAAUCAUGUUCUACUACGGCCACAACCUCGACAGGCGCUUCCAAGUCCCUGACUUCUGGCCGAAACCCGAACAGACACAUAAGAUUCCCUUCGAGCGCGAUGAGAUCAAGAGCGAGUUAGAUCGACUACGGGCGAAGAGGUUAUAUCUCAGAGAGCAGAGGUUGAAGAGAGAGCAGGCUCUCAACCAGAACCAGGAGUGAUGGAUGUCUGAGUAAGAGUGUGAUGAGGGGAGGGAACUUCGAACCCGGGCGAGGCGGAUGGGAUGGGAAACAUUGUAUAUCACAGGAAGAGAACGGGCUGCAUAACGGAUUUGAUCGUCAGAAUGCAUUGCAUGGGUGUUGGAGUUUAUGGACAAGGAAUCGCCUCACAGAGCUCGCAAAAUGGAGAUUGUAGUAACGGAAUGAUGUAUGAAGUAGGCUGUC
This is a messenger RNA of Pseudogymnoascus verrucosus, 588 nucleotides long. RefSeq lists its product as uncharacterized. Gene Ontology annotation, cellular component: mitochondrion; mitochondrial inner membrane. The coding region runs from base 109 to 366 and encodes 85 amino acids. Gene Ontology annotation, biological process: mitochondrial respiratory chain complex IV assembly. NCBI's taxonomy places the organism in Eukaryota, Fungi, Ascomycota, Leotiomycetes, Thelebolales, Thelebolaceae. The transcript has 2 exons. The record is from RefSeq and is a predicted model, not a curated record.